UUUUUUUUGGAAUCUGGACUCGAUCUGUCAGUGUGAUUUAGGGUAAACACGUUUUCCAGUGCGCCUGUUUAACUUUUAUUCUUCACAAAGUGGUGAUCUCUGCGCCUCUUCUACCUCGGACUUCUUUCCCUCUCUCACUCUUUCUUUUUUGCACAAACCGAAGAGACUUUCGUGUUUUCCCCCGUGUUAAGGGAAACUACUGAAACUUUCGACGUUUUAAAAAAAUAAAUAAGAAGAUCGGAUUGCAUUUUUCCCCCCUUCAAACAUUUUGGAGGUGAUGUCAUCGCGCUGUGUUUUGGCUGGUAUUAUGUCGGGAGGGCGCACGGAGAACUGCAGCAGCCAGGCGGUAACUAGCGGCUGAGGAUCGCGGGGAAGUCCGGAAAAUCAGGUGCAAAGUGCGGCUGUCAUUUCCUCGCAGGGUCGCGGGUGGCUGGGUUCGCCAGCCAGUCACAGCUGUUCUCAUCAUCCCCCCCCCCCCCCCCUCCCUCCCUCCCUUCCAUCCUCGCCUUUCUUACCCUUUUAUUUUCCCCUCCCAUUCUCAUUCAGCACUCUCCGUGUGCCCCUUUGAGCUGGACCGUUUCGGGACCUCACCAGACACUGUUAGUCCGUGUCACCCACAGGAGCCGGCGUGGGUGCGCAGUCAUGACACACGGUGCCUUGCGUUGCGCUGCGCCCGCAGAGCCCGCGUCUCCAGCUCGCAGUUUCCUCCAUCAGCCAGUGCAGCGAGCUCACCUCCAACAACGCCUGACCCUGCCCCGCGGGGACUAAAUCUGACUCCUGCUCCUGUCUGCGCGAGGACAGACCCGCAACCCUUUUCUUUUCCUCAUAAGAAUUAAUUUUGGAGACUUUACGCACUGGAUUACGCACAACAUUACGUAUCUGUCCACGCGGCCAGGUAUCCCGCUGGGGGUCAACAAGGUGGCCUGGAGUUGCUCGCCUCUUAAGCGUGGGCGCGCUUUCACCUGUUCCUCUCCUCUCGGGGACGCGCAGCACUUGAAAGCACUGACUUCUCCCCUUUGCGCCCCCGCCAACACCGCGCCUGCUGGACUCUCCACCACGUUCUGGACAGAUGUGCGAGGUUGCCCAGCGGUCAUAGUGGAGUUACGCCGGCCCCCGCACGCCCCGCUUUACCUGCGUCCGCAUUUUCAGUCACGCCAGGUGAAUCAGGGCACGCCGCCGCCGAUGCCAACGGGAGUGCCCGCUGACUCUUGGACUGUGCGCAACAUCCAGCGGAUUCCGACCACAGAGGGGGACUCUCUGGACUGUCGGACUGGCCCAGACCGAGCGAGGAGACAGUCUCUGCCAGCCCAAGUUUCAUAGUGGAGGGGGGAAGCAAUGUGGUCUCUUCUUUCCACGUUGACCGUCUUAUGUAUCCAGAUGUUACUGGUGAUGUGCAAUCCAUUACAGCAGGUGCUUGGUGUGGAUGGAGUCAACUUCAGUGUGCAUGUGGAGAACCAGACGCAGGUGCGAGACACCAUGAGUCGGCGACAUCACCGGGUGUACCAGCUGUACAGCCGCACCAGCGGCAAACACGUCCAAGUGCUGGGACGCAGAAUCAGCGCUUGCGGAGAGGACGGAGACAAAUAUGCCCAGCUCGUAGUGGAGGCCGAUACCUUCGGGAGCCAGGUGAGAAUCCGGGGCAAGGAGACCAAUUUUUACCUGUGCAUGAACCGUCGUGGAAAGCUAGUAGGAAAGAAGGCCAGCAAUCGAAGCGACGACUGUGUCUUUGUGGAAAAGGUUCUGGAGAACCACUACACAGCACUGAUGUCAGCACGUUACACUGGCUGGUACGUGGGAUUCACUAAACGAGGGCGUCCUCGCCGCGGCCCGCACACGCUCCCUAACCAACAGGACGUACACUUCAUGAAGCGCUUUCCACCCGGAGAGCAGCCGGACUUGACCACCCCCUUCCGCUUCACCACCGUCAGCAAGCGAAGUAAGAGGGUGCGCGCUACUGGGCCACGCUAGUAGUGGCUAAUGCUAGCACCCACUGACCUGUCGUGCAAAACAGUGACCUGAGCCGACCAAUGCCUAACCCGCUCAUUUCUUCCAUUGCACAUGACUGAACACUUCCCUUUGCUGCGACAAACAUUGACCAGAAACUGGAUGAAUCAUUCACGGGGUUUAGCUUUACACCAACUAAUUUGCCACUACAGCCCCAAGUUAGUGAUCGUUUUUCUCAGUUUCAUUUCUAUUACUGGACCAUCAUGGAGCACUAUGGUCUUGGUUCCCUUUGGAACCCUGAAACUUUUGACAGUGAACCUGAAGGGGAUCCAGAUGCAUCAGGAUCUAUGAAGGCAUUUAUUUUGCAACCACAAUAACAUAAGUUCUUCACAUCUCCUGCUUUGAACAUGUGAGACAAUGCCAAGUUUGGGAUUACAACUGGACCCCAAAUUGGGCAAGACUAACAGAACAAGGGAGUGGGCGCUAAAUUCUUGGAAAAAGGGAAAACAGGAGAAAAAACAAGAGGAUUGAAUGAUGUGCAUACAGAACAUUAACAGACUGUUGAAAUGUGACGCACUUAUCCAUCUCACUGGGAACCUGCAAGACUGUGGGAUGAAUAGACGAAUGACCAAAGGAUGAACGAGGGAACGCCAAAAUGAGUGACUUGCUGAGUACGUUUGUAAAAGAGCAGAUGAAAAGCGUGUAAAUGCGAGAGUGCACCAACAACUGUGAGUGAAGCUGGAUCGCGAAGGACUGUGGAAAAGGAUCAUGUAGUCCCUGCAUGGACCCAUAACAACACUCUGCAGGGACUGAAGCUUUCGGAACUGGAAUGUAUAAAACUAAACUGCACCAAAACAGCCAGCCAAUCACUCAAAGCCAAACCAAAGACAACUGCAAGCCAGCACGACUCCUCCCCGAGAACACAACACCCUCAGCUAUUAGGUCCAGAGGGUGAUGAGCACGUGGGGAUGAGGGUUUCUUCUCUAGUAGCACUGCUAUAGAAACGACCCAAGGGAUGAUGUUCCUGUGUGAUACCGUGGAUACAGAACGCUGCUACCCGGACAUUCAGUGGAACAAACCAAAGUCUCCAAAAUGUACACAGGACAAGAAAUAUUAAAGGGAACAAUUUAUUGAAAGUUAUAUUAUAUAUAUAUAUAUGUGUGUAUAUGAAAGAAGAAAGAAACCCUAAAUAAGCAAUCUUACUAUGAUGUUACUAUAAUUAUGAUAAAAUUAUUUCAUUUAUUUAUUUCAGCUCUGUGUGCAGCAGUCUUUCUCGACUCAGUAAACCUUACACAAACAUU
This is a messenger RNA of Thalassophryne amazonica, 3245 nucleotides long. It is a transcript of the gene fgf18a, whose product is annotated as fibroblast growth factor 18a. The transcript has 5 exons. The coding region runs from base 1336 to 1968 and encodes 210 amino acids. Gene Ontology annotation, molecular function: type 2 fibroblast growth factor receptor binding; type 1 fibroblast growth factor receptor binding; growth factor activity. NCBI's taxonomy places the organism in Eukaryota, Metazoa, Chordata, Actinopteri, Batrachoidiformes, Batrachoididae. The record is from RefSeq and is a predicted model, not a curated record. Gene Ontology annotation, biological process: fibroblast growth factor receptor signaling pathway; animal organ morphogenesis; positive regulation of protein phosphorylation. Gene Ontology annotation, cellular component: cytoplasm.